Molecule: messenger RNA, 9827 nt
Organism: Polypterus senegalus (gray bichir)
Lineage: Eukaryota; Metazoa; Chordata; Cladistia; Polypteriformes; Polypteridae
Gene: wasf3b
Product: WASP family member 3b
Exons: 9
Coding region: 102-1622 (506 amino acids)
Biological process (GO): positive regulation of Arp2/3 complex-mediated actin nucleation; actin cytoskeleton organization
Cellular component (GO): cytoskeleton; SCAR complex
Molecular function (GO): protein kinase A regulatory subunit binding; Arp2/3 complex binding; actin binding
Source: RefSeq, a predicted model, not a curated record
UGGAGACCGGAGGAUAAAAAUCAAAGCGGAGAGGAACGGAGGAGACUUGAUAUUAAACGCGUUGUGAAAAACAAGGGAGUGUGAUGGUAUAAGAAGAAAUCAUGCCGCUAGUUAAAAGAAACAUUGAGCCAAGGCACUUGUGCCGGGGAACCUUGCCGGAAGGGAUCACCAGUGAGCUUGAGUGUGUCACCAAUAAUACGCUGUCAGCCAUCAUCCGGCAGCUUAGCAGCCUGAGCAAACAUGCAGAAGAUAUUUUUGGAGAAUUGUUCAAUGAGGCCAAUAAUUUCUAUUUAAGAGCCAAUUCACUGCAGGACAGAAUCGAUCGACUUGCUGUAAAAGUCACACAGCUCGAUUCGACAGUUGAGGAAGUUUCCCUUCAGGACAUCAACAUGAGAAAGGCUUUCAAGAGCUCAACAAUCCAAGACCAGCAGGUUGUUUCAAAGAACAGUAUUCCAAAUCCAGUAAUUGAGAUGUACAACCAGAGUGACAAACCACCUCCACUCAAUAUUCUCUCUCCAUACAGGGAUGACAAGAAGGAUGGACUUAAAUUUUAUACUGAUCCAUCAUAUUUCUUUGACUUGUGGAAAGAGAAAAUGCUUCAAGAUACAGAGGAUAAAAGGAAGGAGAAGAGAAGACAAAAGGAGCUAAAGCGGGUAGAUGGCACAACUCGUGAGGUGAAAAAAGUCAGAAAGGCCAGGAACAGAAGACAGGAAUGGAACAUGAUGGCAUAUGACAAAGAGCUCAGGCCUGAUAACAGGUUGUCUCAAAAUAUUUACCACGGCGCUUCUUCAGAGGGAUCCCUUUCCCCAGAUAAUAGGUCCCAUGGCUCAGACCUGACUGAUUACUCCUAUCCAGCAACUCCCAACCACCGUCAGCACCAACAGGGGACAGUGGCCACCCCAUACAUAAUAGGGGAUAACCAGCAGCACAUGAUGAAUGUCAACCAGAUCCUGGAACAUGACUAUCGUCCCAUGGCUGUGGGAUAUCGACAGGGGACCCUUAACCGUCCUCAGCAGCCACCACCGCCUCCACCACCGAGCACUAAUGGGGCCCUCAAUGGCACUGUUCCACCUCCUCCAGCUGAGUAUAGUCUGUCCCCAGCUCAGAUGAUGGAGUAUUACAGCUCUGGAGGUCCCCCACCGCCUCCUCCUGUUCCAGUGAUUCCUUCAGCUCAGACAGCAUUCGUUAGCCCCAUGCAAGUGCCUAACACACCUAAUGCUCAUUCUGGACCAAUGACAGCUGCUGGGUAUGGUGUGCCCCCACCUCCUCCACCUGGGCCCAUAGUAACAGCACCACCACCUCCAGGACCUCCGCCCCCUCCUCCACCUGGCCCACCUCAGCCUAGUCUGCCUCACACAGCAUCACCCUUGCAUGGCUCUUUAGGGCUAGAAGCCAAAAGAAAUGAGGUUCUUCCGCAUCCUGUCAGUGAUGCCAGGAGUGACCUUCUGUCUGCCAUACGUAUGGGUAUCCAGCUGAAAAAAGUCCAGGAGCAGCGAGAGCAGGAGGCUAAAAGAGAGCCAGUGGGCAAUGAUGUGGCCACAAUUCUGUCCAGACGCAUAGCUGUGGAGUACAGUGAUUCAGAUGACGAUUCUGAAUUUGAUGACAACGAGUGGUCGGAUUAAGACAUAGAAGGCUGCCACUAUUAGACAGGGAGAUACACAAUUUUGCGUUAAGAGUUUCAAACCCUCACAAAGAUCCUAUACUGCUGCCCAGUAAAGAUAUAGUAUUGAAAUCCUUUAUUUUAAAUUUCAGCGUAUGUUUAAUUUAAUCUGGGUUAUUUGCUGAGCUAAUUGACUAUAAUUUAUGUAACAUAAACAAAUGAACAGAAAAGUUUUUUAAAGAGUUUCUAUUAGAGUAUGGAAAAUAGAGCAGUAUAGCAAAGUUAGCUUUUUUUAAAAUUUUAGUAACUUGAGCACAAAAUAUUAAAAUUAACCAUCAGAGGGAAAUUUUUAGCUUUGAAAUAUUUAAGCGUUUUCUAGGCAAUUAUAUUUUUGUUUAGACACACAGUAUUUGGCAUGAAAAACUUUAUACACAGAAUGGCAAACACCACUGUCCACUUCAAGGCAUACGCCAAGAUACAGUGAAGCUUACAAGUGGCCAGUGGCAUCAAAGAGCAGGCCAGCGUAGUAUUUGGUGAAUAGCCAAUACAGAGAUCUUUUGUAAGAAUGUUUAUUCACCACUCAUGUUAAAGCCAACUGAAAUGAAGAAAACAAUGAAGCACCUUUAUCAUGGUCUUGAAAUACAAUGCACUGUUAGACUAAAACUGUUUUAAUCGCACAAGAUUUGUUUCAAGGUUAUUUUCUCUACUUUGGAAUGCUGUUGGUCAUCCGUAGCCCUCAUAUUUGUCCAGCUUAUCAUCAUGAAAUGCACAGUGAUGCACAGACUCUCCAUUUUCUGUUUCUUGAGCUUUUUGCUUUUGUUGCUUUGCUCUUGAGUAACUUAUUAAGCCGUUAUCCUAAAUACAGUAUUAUGACUAAAUGAUUGCCUUUUUUAUGCACCGUUAAACAUGCUCUCACUUUUUGUAAAUGCCUCUGCAGUAACUCAAGGCCCAUUGUGCCCAAAUUGCUGAGUUAUGUAAGCCAUUUGCUCAGAACUGGAUGUCAUUCAGCGACUGAGUCUGUUUCUGUGAGCUUUGCCGAGUGUUUCUUGUUUAUCAGACUUUGCUUUACCCGUUGAUGAUGUCUCUGCAUGCCUCCAGUGGUCUGCCCCAAGUUUUUAAAUCUACCUUUAAACAAUGUUUUUAGCAGCUCAUAUAACCUGGCACCAGGUCUAGUCAGUUACCCUUUACUAAGCCUGAAUGCCCAGCUGAAGAGAAAGUCAGUGCACUCGGGAGGGUGAACACCAGCAUGGGAGUGGGUCUCGCUUUUGGUCUAAAUAUUAAACUCUCCUUCUCUCUAUUCUUUUCUGUGUAUGAAUCUGUCCUGUUACACAAAAAUGUUGGGUGCAUGGUUAUUGAUUUUUAUCACCGUUUUGAAGAAUGUUCAUUAUAACUUUAUUCUGCAAAAUUAACUACAUUUGUUUUUACAUUCAGCCAUAUCCCAAUUCCUGCUUUUCCAGUUACAAUUCAUGCAUUUCUUGGAUCGUCUUCCUGUUUUCGGUAUCGUUAGAUGUGCCAUUUUAUUCACGUUAUUGUUUCACAGAUUUCCUGUCUCCACUUUUACUGUGAUUUUGGGCAUCUUUAAUUGUCAUGUCUUGCUCUUUCAAGACGGUCCAAGGCCUUUUUAAGCCCUUCCUCCAGCGCCCUCAAGCACCUCUUUCUUACUGAAGUUUUUCGCCCAGUCGUUUUUUCUUCUCUGCGACCCAGGGAUUGGAUAAGGUUAACAUCCUUCUUGCAUGUUGUAAAAGGCAACUAAAGGAGGUUAGAGUAUCCAGCCUUAAAUAUUUCUGCUGCAUUACACCGUGGGCACCCCGUUUAAUUCUUUCUUUUGACACUUAUUAUAUAGAAAAUAACUAACACAGCAUACUGUAAAACAUAGAAAAGACUGAAUGGAAGCUGUAAACAUAAAAUAGUCUUUUUAUAGGUUGCACUAGUAAUGUUGCAAAUGGCUGAAAUGCUAUAAACUCUCAUUCUUUCAUGUAUACACAGGCUGCAUACUCGAUGUAGAUGGGAUAGACCUUAGUAAUGAUUGUGUGACAUGAGCUUUAGCAUAUGCUUUUUAAACCAGUUAUUGCUUGAUUAAUGUUACGUUGUAUUAAUUAUGUUAUUUGCAUCAGUGGAAUGACAUGGUAUAGCUGGUUGUAAAGCAUUAAUUGAAAGCCCCAGGUUACGUUAAAUUCAUAAGGCUUGGCAGUAAUAUAUAUAAUGUGACUACAUUCCUGCCUGUUAGAUUUGAAGCCAUAAAAUUCAGAAUAUAAAUAUAUGCUGACUGUCUCUCAUUGAAGCCAUCAUUAAAACAGUCACCCACAGAGAAUAUUUUGUGCUUAUUCAAUAAUCCUUGUACACAUAAAUAACACAGACUACUUUAUUUAAAAGAUCAUACAUGACACAAACCCCAGGGCCUUACUUCUGUUAAAGACAGCCAACAGCCUUUUGUUUAACGCCGAGUUCCUACACAUGGUGGUAAUGCUCACGCUUACUGAAGAAACAAAAAGAAAAAUGGUCAGUUUGAGCAAACACAAAAUACUUAAAAUGUGUAAUAAAUGAACAUUGGUUGUUGUAUCAUUAAUGUGCUGUUAAGUCAGAAGUUAUCUUGAUCCAUCCAGGUUGAGGAUUGUGGACUCUUCUAGAAUGUUUGAAGUGACCUUGUCUUAUUUAUCUUACAUUAAUGCGUUAACACAGUCUUGUUGACUUAUUAAAAAAAAUACUGGACACACAGUUGGAAUUUUAAUAAUCAGGAAAUAGUGCUCAUGUGGCAACAGAAAUAGUUUGUGAAUGUUCAAUUUAAAAUGAAGUUCCUUGGCAAAAAAGCAAAGCUUUGUGGAGAACAAAACAUACUGUAUAUGCUUAUAUAUAUAUACUGUAUAUCUGUACCACAUUCUGUUUGCUGUUGCAUAUGAUACAAAGAAAAUAAAGGAAACAAUAAGGGCAUUCCAUAUAAUUAAAUAAAAACACUGAAUCAUGAAUAGGAAGAAAAUGGUCUAAUGAACCUAUGGUGAUAUAGGUUGAAAAAUCUGUUAAAAUGUGUAAGAUAAAUACUGAAAGAUCACAGUAUCUACUACAGGAUGGCCUUCUCCUGCCUGUCUUAGUUUAAUUUUUUCAAAAUGCUGGAACAAAUCUUUAUCUUGGUAGUAAAGAUUGCAGACUACAUAGUAAUGCCUGCAUUUUCUUAGCCUUUGUCCAGUCCAUAUGCUUACACUUGUGACACUGAAUAGAAUUUGCCUUCUGGGAUGCUUGGAGUGUGUCCCAUGAGUUAUUGAAUGUAAGUAAACCACUAAUUUAAGUGUGUUUUCAUCACUAUAAUGACUUCAAAUGCAGUAGCACAUAAAAAGGAGCACAUUUGGUUCAGUAAAUGUCAACAUUCUUUGUAUGACAUAUUUAGUAGAAGGAUGUAGUCUAUUAAUUUACAGUUUUGCUCCCCCCUUUCCUUCCCAUUUUAAUCCAUCAGUCUACAUGGAUUUGGGCCGUUCUUCUACUAACUUUAGCUCUCAUUAUCAUCCCAGACAUUAUUGCAUGUGCUGCUUGGUCUGUGGCUUAGACAGUCCAUGACCAACGGUUCUAAAAAUUGAAGAAAAAAAAAAAAAUAUAUAUAUAUAUACUGUAAGGUGCACUGUUGUAAGAGAUCAUAUGUGGUUUACUGCAAGAGGCCCUUAAAAUAUAUUGUUUUUCUGAAUUUUGGCUCUGUAUCUAAGAUUUAUUGAAAUACUGCUCGUCGGUAAAUUCAACUGGUCCACCUUCAGCCAGGAAUAUCCUUGUGGCCCUUUGCUGUCCUUUGGCCCAAUUGUCAAAGUUUUAUUUAUACAUACUGUAUACGCACACGCAUACACACACACACAUAUAUAUAAUACAUCAUACAUGUACUUGUACACUUAUCUAAAAUAGAACUACACAUAUAACAGAAGUCAAGUCAAAAACUCGUCACUUGCGUAAUACAUGAUGCAAGCAAUGUGAGUCAGUAAUGUAAACUCAUGUCCUCUUUAUUCAGGUGUUCUUAUUUACUGUGAACUUCAAUAUUUUGGUAUGUGCUUGAAGCAUGUUGGAUAUUGUAAAUAUAUUUUUAUUUUAUGCUAGUAAUAAUAGUUUCUUUGACAUGGAAAGUCAAAAGUAUAGAUCAGAAGCUCUUGGAAAUUCAGAAAGCUAAUUUUGCAUUGAGAGGGCCAACUUCUUUUACAUUUCCAUCUGAAGUUCCUUUUUCUGUGGAAGACUGUAAAUGACAGGUCCUCAAGGUCUGUUUAAAUAUUUGACAUAUAUAUGUUUUCUGGCUGUUAUAUUUAAUUUAUUUAAAUGAAAAAUGGAUCACUGAAUCAAUGCACCAUUUUGAUUCUAAUAAAGUGACUGAGUAAUCACUGUUGGUGCAUAUAACUGAAUUUGUUGCAGGAAUGGAGUAACAUAGUAAUAUCCAACAUGGUCCAUUGUUAGUUCAUUUAAGUGUAAUACUCUAUCACCAAACCUGUAGCAUCUGUAGUACUGCAGUCUACUGUACAGUCAGGAAUUUAAUUUAACAUGAGCCAGCAAAUACAGUGACCUGAAUGCUUGCAGUUUUGCUAGCCUAUUUAAAUUGCUUGCUGUAAACAUCAUUUUCUAAUGAAAUUUUCAGUAGCACUACUAAGAUUUAUUUAUUUUUUGGUUUUCAGUUCAGUUUCUUGCUGUGAUACCUCUGACUGGAGGCAGUGAUAGCAUCUGACUUAAGUUCUGCUCUAUCAGAAUCUUGUUGGUGUUUUAAAUUCAUAGAGGUACUUUUUUAACAUGAAUUAUUUGUCUACCAUUUAAGUAAGUCUGCAAAAGCUGGUCUUCAUAAUAUGUUUUAUCACAGCAUUUAUUUUUUUUUAAUUUAAUGGUUAAUUUUUUGGUAUCUUAUGUUGUUGAAGUAAGUUUGUCUAAGGUACGUUAAGGCUGUCAUCUAAACCACUACUUAAGCUUGCAGUCACUUCCGAGGCCACACGUCAGCUUUAGCUUGCUGUGUGAGGUGUGCGGCAAUAGCAAGGAGACCAUGAGCGUGUUUUUUUCCCCCAUAAUAUAUUUAUUGUAAUUUCAUACAGUCUGCAGAUUGGUUUAAUGUCAUUAAAUGGGCAAAAAUGUGUUAAAUUGUUAGGUCUGAUUUAUUCUUUUCCUGUUCUGCAUUGAAACAGUAACAUCCUGUAAUUUUAUUUUUUGUCUUAUAUUUUUUUCUUUAUAGCUCCUUUGUCAUUUUUUUUACAAUGAUAAAAAGGAAAACAAAUUGCACGGUCAUGCUAGGUUGGUCCGCAAACAAACAAACACACAUGUAGAAUCAUUUUUCCAUGAAUCUAAUUUUUGUCUCUUAGCCAUAACUUGCUGACUGUUGACAUUUUGGUCAGAUUGGAAAACAUUUAGAGGUUGCUCCAUUCUGAAUAUUUUAUUUGUAUUGUUGCUCUUAACCGGCUAAGUGAUUCGUAAACACCACAAAACAAUGAAACAGAGAACAUUCUAAUCCUAAAUUGGAGUUCGCAGAACAUUAUAGUAAUAAGUGGAAUUUUCUUUAACAUUCUAAUAUUAAGUAGGAGUUUAAAGAACAUUCUAGUAGUAGGUUGGAAUUUCUAUUUUAGCCCUUUUUGAUGACAAGAGUCCCAACAGAAACAAAAAGAAAGAUGGGACAAAGCCUGCUGAGGCCAGCAUUACCAGAUAUUCCUCAACGUCUUAAGCUGAAAAAAUUAAUCUUAAGAGCUAAAGUUGGAGGAUCUGGUAACAGAAAGGCCAACGUCCUUCUCUGAUGUCCUUAUGGAAAAAGGCAAAGAAAGGUCCCUGUCAUUUCUCAAGAAUGAUGAUCCAAUCUUCAACCAAUUUGUGAACUGUCAUCACAUAUGCUAAAAGAGAAGUACAUUUCAUACCGAGAAAGAGAGAGAAAAAAAACAGUUUAUUCUUCGAUUGGUUACUAACCAUUGCAAGAAUUUUCCAACUUCAUUAAAGGCAGUGCUAGCUAAUGUUGUAUACUUACAAGUGUGGAGCAGUUGUCUGCUGUUCAGAUGUCCUAAACACUUCCCAGAGGAGCAACCUCAAAAUGUUGCCUGUUUGUUAUAAAUAUGAUAAAGAAUAAACUAGCCUUGUAGAGAACUUGAAUCACUUAGUUUUUUGCUUGGACCACCCUACUGUUGUGCACAAUAGGAAACUGGGACUUUUUUUAUAGAAGCAAUCCAAGUAAAAUCAUUUGUGAUUUGAAAAACCCCAAUGACUUCAUUCACAAUUAUUCAACUAUUUUGCACACAAUUGUUAAUCCCUUUUUAUUUAGCAGCUAUGCCCCAAAUCUCUGCCAGUCUCUUUUUUUAUAUAUCGAGCGUGGUUAGCAUGUGUGUAUUUCACAAAUCGUCCUGUUGUAAAGGACCCAUAUUUGUGGGAGAGAAUAAACCAAGAACCAUACUGAGCUAAUCAGCAUAAACCAAAUUUAGCAAAUGUCUUGUUUCCCCAGACAACACAAUUUUUGAAAUUAGGUGUCUAUCAGAGCAUCACGAAAUAUGCCUGUGUAACUCUCAAAGCUGGUUAAAACUGAAACUAACCUAACCUACUGGUCACAAAGUUGUAUCUGUAGUCAGGCUGUUUUUAUUAGGCACUCCAGGAGUGUGCUGGUCACGCUGUUCAUAUGUUUUGCCUUUGCUGUGAUUAUUGUAGACACACAAUCAAAUGUGCUAUGGAAAAAAAGACACACUUAGAUGUCUGUUUCACAAAUCAUGCUUCACUAAUGACCAGCACCACUUGUGAGUUCUGCAGCUCUAAAGCGUCACUUUCCAGUGCACUGUGGCAGAGGUAAGGGAUUACUGCGUUCAGGGGUCAUCAAUGAAAUUACUAAGUGGCAUCCUGCAAUUUCAUUUCAAACUCACCCCUCAACUCCACCAGAAAGUCAGCACACUGGAGUGACGUUCUCGACUGUCUGGGGCCACUGCUGUCAGUUUUAGAAAGUGAACAUGUUGUUUUUUUCAAGUAUGUGCCAUGCUCUUUUGGAAUGUUUGUAUGACAUACCACACAUUACCUGAAUGCCCCCCUGGAUGCUCCUCUGUCCCAGGGCGUUUUCAGAUUCACUGUACUCAGGUGGCAUGAGAUGUAAAUGAAGGCCAGUCAAAUAAUACACUUUCAGUUUUCCAUUUCUCACGCAUCUCUCCCUUUGAAUUAAGGAAUACGACAUAUUUAUGGAAGGAUGCUCUGAAGGUGUCUAAACUUGCCAUCACAAAUCACAUUGUAAAGUAUAUAAAUUCAUACUUAAGUGAUAUCCAGUACAUUAAAUAUGGUUUACCUCCAGCUGUGCAAAGAGUAGCACAGUGGUGAACUGUCAUAGUAUAGUGAUUAUUUGAAUUUCAUGUGAGGUACCUGUGCUGGCUGUAAUGAUCUGACAGGUCAGGAGUGUUCUUACGGGUCUUCAGGGUGUCACCACUAUAUGACGUAUCUCACUUUCGGACCAUUCACACCUCCCUACGUAGGGCACUGCCCUUUGUUUCAGCUCUUCUGACCAGGCAGUACCUCCAGCCCCAAAGACCAGCCUGAAUCUGAAAAGAAAAAGGCUGUUCUUUCUGAUUGGUUGGAAAUCUGUACAAAAGUAGCCACCAAUCACAUGCAAUUAUGAACAGGCCAGUGUCACAGAGUUGGAGUAAAGCGGAGCCGAGUGCCCAGAUUGUCGAAGCAUCACUCGGUAACAAAAGUUCAGAGCAUACACAUUUACUGAAUCAAGUAAUUUCUAACUUACAGAAUUUUUAUGUUGACCAUAACUGAGAUAAUAUGUGAUGCAGAGAAUUCCAAAUGUUGUAUACCAUUUUUAUCUACUGAGCUUUGAUAUGUAAAAUGUUAUCCUUUUUUAAAUCUCAUUAUUUUGAUGAUAUUACAGAUGUUGUUAGUGUGAUGCAACAUUUAGUUGAAUGGACCUCCAUGAAUUGUUUUUAAUUGUAAUUGAUUUUAAACAUGUCAAAAAAAAUCAGUAUAUUAAUUAUAUUUUAAAAUGUGUCUGAUUUACUCCUGUAUGGCAUUUAUGUAUUUCUAAACUGUAUAGAUAUAUGAAAUUAUAUCCUGCUUAACAGAACAUGGCAGUUUAUGAAAAAUAGGACUUGGCUGACAUUUAAAAAAAUGCUAAUCUGUACGCUGUUAAUUAACAAGCCGUGCAUUUUCUGGGUUAUCCUUUUGCCACGCUUACUGUGAUGACGAUGAACUUGUGUCAGCAGAAGUAUUGACAUCAAUGUUGGGUGUAAAAUUCACUCUGAAUUUCUGACUAACAAAUAAAUAUGUCUUAACAAUU